This is a messenger RNA of Drosophila arizonae, 1343 nucleotides long. It is a transcript of the gene ms(3)76Cc, whose product is annotated as male sterile (3) 76Cc. Lineage: Eukaryota; Metazoa; Arthropoda; Insecta; Diptera; Drosophilidae. The record is from RefSeq and is a predicted model, not a curated record.
GUGGAAGAUGGCGUGUUGGUCUACCAACUCAGGGCAACGCUUUUGACUAUGAGAUACGCCGAGUCCUGAGAGACUAUGGCAACGCCCUGUUCCAGAUCAACAACCAGAUCUACGCAAUGUGGUGUAAGGACAAUUUCUACUAUUUACUGGAUCCCUACAGGCAUAUUGUGGUCAGCCCACAAGCACAGAAAAAUGGCAUGAAAUUGGAGAAGUGGGCGACGGUGCGAAUGUUUCGUGAUUUGUGUGGCAUGCUCAAUGUUUUCCAUCAACUGCUGAAGGAGUCCAAUCGCCAUGCACCGUUCUACUUGCAUGUCGUGCGCAUCAAGAAUAUAGCAAAAUGUCCGCAUGGAUAUGCGCUGAAGCCGAGGGCCGAAGAUGCGUAUUGUGAGUUAAAGCCUAUUAACGAGCCCAUUGACUUUCCUCAACAGUUGGGCAAGUGCGCCCGCCAGCUGGCCGAGAUUAGUGAUUUCGAACCGGAUAUGAUCAGCACCACAGAGGAUGCAACCGAGUUGGAGACAUUGAAGCUCGUCUCUGGGCCGGACCGUGCCAUCGAGCCGGCGGAGGAGGUMGGCUUGGAAAAAGUACAGGUGGAGGUGGAGGUGGAGACUAUAAAGCCAGCUCGAUUCAGGCGAGACAUAAACAAUGAAAAAACCAAUUUCGAUAAGAAGGGAGGGGGAGUARCAAAUACGAAAGCAAAUUUUCAGACACAGAUGUCCAAUAAGCCGAAAAUGGCAAUAUUAGCGGCUGCAGCAUCCCUCAAACCGCCUAAAGUUCCACCUAGCACCAAGCCACCACGAAGUGAAGGCGGCUUAGAGCAACUCGUUGCGCCCGCUGCCCGGCAAAUGGCGCCGAGAAUGAAGCGCAAGGGUUUUCAAGCUGACACCGUGUCGACACUGGCCAAGAAAGURAAGUCCAGGGGAUCGCAGGAGCAGGAGCAGGAGCAGCAGGUAAUGGCUGACAAAUUUUCGAAACUCGAUGCCAAAAUGUGUGCCAAGUAUUUGCCCAUAAAACUGAGCAAACUCAAACGCUCCGAUUGCAGCCAGUGCGACGAGUCGAAGUGCAAGGAAAGUGAUAAUAGUCAUAGUCCCCAGCUGYUCGAGGGCACCAAGCCAAAUAGCGAGGUAUCUGGCCAGAGUGCAGCGAUCCAGUAUCCUGUCUAUACCAAAUAUCCUUUUAAUUUGACUGUCGCUGGCUCCGAGAGCGGCACCGUUGAGAGCCUCAACCGUCUGCUGGACUCCGCCUUCAAGGUAACGAAUCGAGUACUGGCCAUCACGCCGUGGGGCAACUAUGUGGUCUUCAAGNUCCACCUAGCACCAAGCCACCACGAAGUGAAGGCGGCUUAG